Molecule: messenger RNA, 1112 nt
Organism: Ixodes scapularis (black-legged tick)
Lineage: Eukaryota; Metazoa; Arthropoda; Arachnida; Ixodida; Ixodidae
Gene: Nmdmc
Product: bifunctional protein FolD
Exons: 6
Coding region: 133-1107 (324 amino acids)
Biological process (GO): tetrahydrofolate interconversion
Cellular component (GO): mitochondrion
Molecular function (GO): methylenetetrahydrofolate dehydrogenase (NADP+) activity; methenyltetrahydrofolate cyclohydrolase activity; methylenetetrahydrofolate dehydrogenase (NAD+) activity
Source: RefSeq, a predicted model, not a curated record
GACUGCUGCAAGAUGGCGGACAAAGAAUGACUUCUCGUGCGUGGUGUGGUGUGUUUUACAGCAUUCCUUUAUAAAUAAUCUGAACAUUAGACUUUUAAAACUCGGAAAUAGAGCUGUAGGUGUCCGUGAAAUAUGAACCUUUUUUUGAGAACACAUCGUUUCUUCUCUUCUGCUUCUGUUCGAAGGUGUUCUGUCUCUACGAAGCUCGAGGCAGCACGGAAAGUGGAGGUGAUCGAUGGGAAGCGUAUCGCGAAUGAGAUCGAAACGGAAAUUCGCUCUGCCAUCAACAGCGACCUCGUCCACGGGGGCAGGAGACCGCACCUUUGCGCAGUUCUCGUCGGUGACGAUGAAGGAAGCGCCGUUUACGUCAAAAACAAGAUCAAAGCAUCAGAAAGGACAGGGAUAACAAGCGAAAACAUUCACCUGCCAUCAUCAACAACGCAGACUGAUCUUCUGUCUCUGAUCAAGAAACUGAACGAGAGCAAGUUCGUGGAUGGCAUCCUCGUCCAGCUCCCACUGCCUCGGCACAUCGAGGAGAGCGUCAUCUGCAAUUCGGUGCUUCCCAGCAAAGACGUGGAUGGAUUCCACGCCCUGCAGAUGGGGCGCCUCUGCCUCAACAUGGACUCUCUGGCCCCAUGCACCCCACUCGCUAUAGUGGAGAUCCUCCGAAGAACAGGUGUGAACACGACAGGGAAGCACAUCGUCGUCUGCGGACGAUCUACCAUUGUGGGGCUGCCUAUCUCAAUCAUGCUGGGCUCUGCGAGGUCAUACGGAAAUGCAACCGUUUCAUGCUGCCACAGCCACACAUCUCCAUCUGACUUGAGAGCACUCGUUGGUAUGGCGGACAUCGUCGUCACGGCAACCGGUGUUCCCGGGCUAAUCACGGCCGAUAUGGUGAAGCAUGGAGUCUGUGUCAUCGAUGUCGGAAUCACGCGGGUUCACGACAGUGUUACCGGCAAGACAAAGCUCGUUGGAGAUGUCGACUUUGAAGGGGUGUCGAGGAAGGCCAGUUUCAUCACACCCGUUCCCGGUGGAGUUGGACCAGUCACCGUUGCCAUGCUAAUGAGGAACACCUACCUUGCUUACACUAGAGAAAUAAAUUAUUGACUUUA